Molecule: messenger RNA, 1148 nt
Organism: Drosophila nasuta
Lineage: Eukaryota; Metazoa; Arthropoda; Insecta; Diptera; Drosophilidae
Gene: Vhl
Product: von Hippel-Lindau protein
Exons: 1
Coding region: 119-667 (182 amino acids)
Source: RefSeq, a predicted model, not a curated record
GAAGAAGAUCCGUAUACACACUUGUACGCUUUGAAAGUUUUUAGACACUUCGGUGCAACAAUCAAAAUAAAGAAAUUAAGCAUUUCUUGUUAUUACCAUAUUACAUUCCCAGCUGGAAAUGUAUCUACAAAUUGCGCCCCACCAAAACCGCAACCUGCGGGAAUUGGCUCAACAAGGACCGCCACAAGAUGAAGUCUUGGUGUACGUGCUGUUUGUCAACACAACGAAUCGCACUGUCGAUUUGUAUUGGGUGCGUGAGCGCGAAACCGAAAAUAUUCAAUACACCUUAAAGCCGUUUGAAGAGGUACGCGUAAAUACAUUUAAUACGCAUACCUGGUUUUUCCGUGACUACUAUACAGGCGAGCGGAUGCAUGUUCGCUCCCAGCGUAUCUUUUGCCCUGUGCGCAUACGCAUGCCAAGAGAUCCACAGCGUCCCGAGGAACUAUGCGAUGUUCGCAGUCAGGUGUUGAUACAUUUCCCUUUGCGAACCCUUAAGGAAAACUGCUUGUGGUUGAUCGUUAAAUGGCUAAAGCGUACGUGCAACGCACCGCGAGACUACAUCAACAAUUACAUGAUACCGGCAACGUUGAAGCAACAGUUGCUCACAAUUCUGGCCACCAUCGAGGUUUACUGCAGCCAGGCGCAAGCAGCCCGAAUUCGAAGGUGAAGAAGAACAUCUAGACAAAGGCCAGUUGAACAUUUCCGCUACUGAUGCUGAUCGAAUCGGCUUGAAUCCUAAAUGUAUAUUAUGUAUUAAUCCGUAGUUCUUAAGACAGAAAGCAGCGACUAUUACGAUUGAAGAGUGAUAAGAUAAGUGCUAUAUUGUAUUGUAUUGUACACUAUAUUGCGGAAAGAAAAGCCAAGCUUGAUUUCCAAAUAAUUUAAUAAGAUUUUGAUUCGAUUUUUAUAUUCAUUUUGUUUUUACUUAUGUACAAAUUGGCUGCAUAUAUGCGUUUAUGUUUCUUUUUUUUACUACAAUUGCAUUGUUUUGUGUAAUUUAUCAUAUAACAGAAUACUUAGAAUUAUGUUUAUAUGUAUAUGAAUCUAAUUAAACAACUCGGAUGACGCCGAAGCGCUUAUUAUAUACCUUUGUAUGCAACGCGCGUCCGUCGUCGUCCAUUUGAUGCUUUUUGUCAAAACUUUUCAAA